Molecule: messenger RNA, 801 nt
Organism: Klebsormidium nitens
Lineage: Eukaryota; Viridiplantae; Streptophyta; Klebsormidiophyceae; Klebsormidiales; Klebsormidiaceae
Source: the annotation of a GenBank genome assembly
AUGACCGAACAAUAUCAACAGGUAGCGUUCACCGGAGGAGGGCAUCAACCUGUCGUUGUAAGCCUUUGGGGCCAUUCCCCACAGCAAGGCCACGCACUGACUAAGCUCGUAUGCAGCAUUGACGCUUUUAUAGAUUCGUCAGCGGCUGACCUCGUCACAUUCGCAGGCGGAACAAGACUGAGUUUGGACAAGCAGGAUGCUCUGCAACUUCCAGAGGUGUGGAUUGCAGAACGAAGAGACUUCCAGGAUGCGAAGUUUGAAUCAGAGACGCAGCCUCUUACUUUGAUCCCGAAGGCAAUCAUAGAGACGGGUGCCUUCAAUGAGAGGUUUGACGUCUUGACUUUUCAGAACAAAAAUACCGUCACUUUGAGCCGUGGGCCGAUAGGCGGAGUCGUGUGGCGGGCUAUGGGGUACUACAAGGCAGGAGUAGAAAAUGUCCUGCUGAUAGAUGUGCACAGAAGGAGGUUGUUUCUCGUUAUAGCCAACGGCUCUGUUCAACUCUUUGAGUGGAAUGACGCCAUCGAGCUCGAGCUGCUCCCUGGGUAUCGCGCAGUCAUGGCGGAUCUCUGCAAGGAGGAGACCUUGGGAAAACAGUGUGUGCAUCUAAACCUCGAGUCGAAGACAGGUUUGAAUGACAUGGAAGCGGCAGUCUUUGAGAGACAACCCGAAAAACGGGAGAGAUGCGACAAUGAUGCAGACAUAGCACGCUUGUGGGGCGCGUUGAUAAGAGCGUCCAAGGAGGAGAUACCGAGCUGGAGUGUGCAACUGCCAGCGGACGAGAAAGAGGGACUCCGGUCGUAG